CAACAGCGCCGCUGCAAAAAUGGCCACUUCUGAUUUGCUUAAUGAGUUGACCAAACCCACUUUUAUGAUCGAUCCUGAUCUCGAACUUAUCAACAUACAACAACUUGACGAUGCUGCUGGUGAUAUAUAAGCGUCUGGGAGGUCGCUCAUAUGAUUCAAGCAGAGUCUAAUUCAGAAAAGAGGGAUGAAUAUAUUCAGCGUUUGAUGCUGCUCCCAAAUCAGGUAUUUUGAUUGCUUUAGAAGCCAUGUCAUUUGCCAAAUAUCCUCAUUGUUAUGCCCGAGUUUUUGUGAAAAUUUUCUGGAAACCAAGUAUGAUAAUUAAUGCAUGUGAUUUACAAUUUUUCCUCCUGCGGAAAUGGAUGGAAAUUAUAGGUCAGGCACAUCAAAAUGUUGAAGCAGGGCUUACAUUCUUAACCUUAUUGGCUUUUCUGUGCAAAAUACACGUGCAAGUGCAUCUACUGCAGCGGUACAUACCUGGUCUGUGGAUGCCAACCAGUUCAUUGCUGAUGGAGAGGAUGCCACUUAUAGCAGCCGCAUUUCUGAACGGAAGCGCUAGGUUAGCAAAACGCUAAACCUAAUUGAUAAAGACAAGCCGCAAG
Molecule: messenger RNA, 599 nt
Organism: Trifolium pratense (red clover)
Lineage: Eukaryota; Viridiplantae; Streptophyta; Magnoliopsida; Fabales; Fabaceae
Exons: 5
Coding region: 246-572 (108 amino acids)
Source: RefSeq, a predicted model, not a curated record